Messenger RNA from Lingula anatina, 618 nucleotides. RefSeq lists its product as uncharacterized. Gene Ontology annotation, molecular function: dihydrolipoyl dehydrogenase (NADH) activity; flavin adenine dinucleotide binding. Gene Ontology annotation, biological process: 2-oxoglutarate metabolic process; pyruvate metabolic process. Lineage: Eukaryota; Metazoa; Brachiopoda; Lingulata; Lingulida; Lingulidae. The record is from RefSeq and is a predicted model, not a curated record. Gene Ontology annotation, cellular component: oxoglutarate dehydrogenase complex; mitochondrion.
AUGGAUGCUGCAGAGUUCCGUGUUCGUGGGAAAGAAAUAGAAGACAUGGUGGCUGAUUAUUUAGAGAACGUGCAGAAUCGUCCAGUAUAUCCUGCAGUACAGCCCGGUUAUAUGCACCAGCUCCUUCCGGAAACUGCUCCAGAAACUGCUGAGUCAUGGGAGGACGUUAUUGGUGACAUAGAGCGGGUAAUUAUGCCUGGGACAGCGCACUGGAAUCACUCGCAGUUCCAUGGCUAUUUCCCUUCAGCCAGGUCCUACGCUGCCAUCUGUGCCGACAUUCUCUCCGAUGCUAUGGGUGGUCUUGGAUUUACCUGGGCGACCAAGACUGUGAAGUCCUGGUCAUGUACUUCAUAUGUAAUCCAGAGUAGACACUACUCCAAUGGAGAAGCACAAGAUCUGGUCGUGAUUGGUUCUGGACCAGGAGGCUAUGUAGCUGCUAUCAAGGCAGCUCAGUUGGGCCUGAAGACCACCUGUGUUGAGAAAGACCCAACUCUUGGAGGGACUUGUCUAAAUGUGGGCUGCAUCCCUUCCAAAUCUCUCCUGAACAAUUCUCACCUGUACCACAUGGCUCACUCCAGAUCGCAUUUCAGAGUAUCAGCCAUAACACCGACAGGAUGA